Molecule: messenger RNA, 1920 nt
Organism: Amoebophrya sp. A25
Lineage: Eukaryota; Dinophyceae; Syndiniales; Amoebophryaceae
Source: the annotation of a GenBank genome assembly
AUGCAGAUACUGAUAGACCAACAUAGUCAACCCAUAGGCAUAGCGAAGAAUAAUUAUGAAGAAUACUACUUAUAAAAUUAAAAUAUAUUACGCGCUUGCGCUUUAUAUUUAUGAGAUGUGCUAGAGCGGACGGCCGUUCUCUCCGUCAGUCCGUCGGUCGGUUGGAUUUCACCGCUCUCCAUUUUGGAGAACGCCGAACUCUUUGGUUCUGCGUCGCACUUUGCCCUACACCGGGAGUGAGGUCGUCGCUGCGCCUUGGAAGUCGGGGGUCCGGGAUUCGCUACUUUGAGCUAGUUUCUAGCUUGGUAGCAGUCGCCAAAUCCCGUCUCGCGGGAACCCGUCGAAAUCCUGGAUGAGGGAGAGCUCAGCUUCAUCUGAGUAAAGUUGCCCUCGGGUGACACCGCCCUCCCACGCGGUUACUGUGGCCCGUGGCCUUGUCUUCGGGCGGGGUAGGCGCGGUUUCUCGCAACCCGGGUCGCAUUCCUUCAUGAACCUUCGGGGGAAAGGAUUGCUUCUCUUGCGUGUGCCCAGCCCGUGAUCCUCUUCUGGGGAUAGGCGGGCGCACGCAGAAACCCUAUAGCACGGCGCAUUUUCCCGUCUAGGCCGUCAGUGCAGGCCGCGCAGGGAUUGAUGACUGAGAUGAGGCUGUCAGUGCAGGCCGUCAGGAUGACGAUGAGUAAUGCCGUCAGUACAAGCCGUCAGGAUGAUGAUGAGUAAGGCCGUCAGUGCAGGCCGUCAAGGUGACGAUUAGUAAAGCCGUCAGUGCAGGCCGUCAGGAUGAUGAUCAGUAAGGCUGUCAGUGCAGGCCGUCACGAUGAUGAUGAUGAUGAUUGAGAGACGAAGUGCCCCCGCCUCCCGCCAGUACAAGCGCGCAGGGCUAUUGUUCUCUCCCCCUUUGUGCGCUGUCAGUGUACUUAGGCCGUUCUUUUCCGGGGUCGCUCUCCCCCGGGCUCCCGUGAGCCCCCGACGGCCUCGCAUUUGGCAUCUCAUUUGGCGUGGCCCGGUCGGCUUCGUUAUCUCGUGACGUCGAAGUCUACCGUGGGGCCCUGCCGGCUAACAAGGGCUUACCGCGAGGAGCCCCUUUUUUGCGGGCGUGCCUCGGCUGCUCGGCCUUCGGUGUUGCGUCUUUGCGCGCGAGUCUCCCGCCAUACGUGGCGGGGGGCAGUGACACACAGAGUUCCGAUAAGGCCGCCGCUCGUUGCUAUUCUCCUCUAUAUUACGCGCUUGCGCUUGCCUUUAUAUUUAUGAGAUGGGCUAGAGCGGACGGCCGUUCGCUCCAUCAGUCCGUCGGUCGGUUGGAUUUCACCGCUCUCCAUUUUGGAGAACGCCGAGCUCUUUCUUCCCACCCUGCUCCCCGUGUGGCCGCGCGUCGUCCCACCCUUGCUUGGUUCGUUGAGUUAGUGGUGGGCCCGGUCGGCUUCGUCAUCAUGUGAUGUCGAAGUCUACCGUGGGGCCCCGCCGGCUAAAAAGGGCUUACUGCGAGGAGCUCCUUUUUUGCCGGCGUGCCUCGGCUGCUCGGACUUCGGUCUUGCGUCUUCGCGCGCGAGACUCCCGCCAUACGUGGCGGGGGGGAGCGGCACACAGAGGUCCGAUAAGGCCGCCGCUCGUUGGUGCUAUUCUGAUCUAUAUAAUAUCUAUGUGGUUACCAGGUUCUUCAUCUUCAAGCCCUUGAUCAUGUUCAUGACUUCGUGGGAUUUGAAGGAAAGCAUUGUGAAAAGCAAAUAGCUCGACUUUUCACUGGCAAGAAUACUAGUUUCGUCCGCUUUUUCGUCGCAUGAUGUACUUGUACAAACAGUCGCGAGUCAUGCUCUGUUCGUGAGCUCCCCAGGAGUUUUUCUUGAGCAGAGUGGUUCCCUUGUGCUCACAUUGACUGUUCUUCAGCAUGAUGGCGACGCGUUGGAUCGGUUUGCUUAACACAAG